AUGAAAAGUCCUGGGUGCACCUCCAGGCGGGUGAAAUGUUUCCUCGUUUUCAGCCUUUGCUUGGGACUCAUCUUCCUCUCGGGAUUCUUCCAUAGGGAGAGUAAACAAUUCGUAGUCUUGAAGAAGAACCACGAGGAGCUGCUGGAACCUUCUAUGCCUUGCCACCCCAAGACUAACGUCAUGUUCCUCAAGACCCACAAGACGGCCAGCAGCACCAUCCUGAACAUCAUGUUCAGAUUUGUGGAGAAGCACAGCCUCACCGUUGCCCUUCCAGCUGGCCAGAACGUCCACCUGGGCUACCCACAUGCCUUCCUGGCCAACUUUGUGGAGGAUUUUAGAGCCAUAGGACAAAACUACAACAUCAUGUGCAACCACCUGCGGUUUAACCCCUCGGAGGUGCGAAAGGUGAUGGCAGCAAACACCUUCUACUUCUCCAUCCUGAGGAACCCCAUUCCUCUGCUGGAGUCUUCCUACGUCUACUACAAGAAUUAUGCCCCUGCCUUCAGGAUCUCCAAGAACGUGAACGAGUACCUGGCGUCACCCAUGAAGUAUUACCGUCCAGGGAGUUACAGGGACAACAUCUAUGCCAGGAACAUCAUGUGGUUUGACUUCGGCUACGAUAACAAUGCAGAGGACAACACAAAGUACAUCCAGUCAGUCUUGAAGGAGAUUGAGCAGAACUUCCACCUGAUCUUGAUAGCAGAGUACUUUGAUGAGUCCAUGAUCCUCUUGAAGCACAUGUUGUGCUGGGAUCUGGAUGACGUGAUUUACUUUAAGCUCAAUUCCAGAAGCCAAGACACUGUCCAGACCUUGACUCUGGAAAGCAAGGAGCGGAUAAAAACAUGGUGCUCGCUGGACUGGAAACUCUACCUGCACUUCAACCAGAGCUUCUGGAGGAAAAUUGAGGAGACGAUAGGACUUGAGGAGCUGGAGAAGGAGGUGAAUCUCCUGCGAACGAGACAGAAGGAGCUCAUGGAGACCUGUCUGUUGGACCAGGAGGCAGUGAGGAAGAGUCACAUCAAGAACAAAGCUCUCCUGCCUUUCCAGUCAGGGGAUGCAGAUAUCCUUGGGUACAACCUCAGACGAGACUUAGACAACAGGACUCUGAGAACCUGCCAGAAAAUGGUUAUGCCAGAGCUCCAGUACAUGUCCUAUCUUUAUGCUGUUCAACACCCACGCAAGAAGAGGAAGCAGGCAGGCUUGCCCACGAUGUGGAGCAGUUUCCUGGAGAAGAUGCGGCUCCCAACUUCCAACUAG
Tauraco erythrolophus (red-crested turaco) is the source of this 1257-nucleotide messenger RNA. The record is from RefSeq and is a predicted model, not a curated record. Lineage: Eukaryota; Metazoa; Chordata; Aves; Musophagiformes; Musophagidae.